Molecule: messenger RNA, 2028 nt
Organism: Microstroma glucosiphilum
Lineage: Eukaryota; Fungi; Basidiomycota; Exobasidiomycetes; Microstromatales; Microstromataceae
Exons: 3
Coding region: 27-1646 (539 amino acids)
Biological process (GO): endoplasmic reticulum to Golgi vesicle-mediated transport; retrograde vesicle-mediated transport, Golgi to endoplasmic reticulum; Golgi localization
Cellular component (GO): COPI vesicle coat; cytosol
Source: RefSeq, a predicted model, not a curated record
CCUCGACUCCCUAGCACCUCUGCGAUAUGGUCCUACUUGCCGCCUCCGUCUGUACUCGUGGCGGGAAGCCCGUCAUCUCCCGUCAAUUCAAAGAGAUGUCACGAUCGCGAGUCGAGAGUCUCCUCUCCUCGUUCCCAAAGCUUCUACCAACCGGGUCACAGCAUACUACAAUCGAGACCGAGCAUGUGAGAUACGUGUACCAGCCUUUAGAAGAUCUCUACAUGAUACUCAUCACCAACAAGAGCUCGAACAUCUUGCAAGACAUUGAUACUCUGCACCUCUUCGCCAGGGUAGUGAGCGACCUCUGCAGAUCUCUGGAUGAAAGGGACAUCCUUCGCAACAGCUUCGAGCUCCUCGGAGCUUUCGACGAGAUUGUCAGUUUCGGCUAUCGCGAGAAUGUUAGUCUUCCUCAAGUCAGAACUAUUCUAGAGAUGGACAGUCACGAAGAGAAAAUCCAGGAGAUCAUUGAGAGGAACAAGGAGCUGGAAGCCAAGGAGGAGCUAAAGAGGAGGGCAAAGCAGCUCGAGGUUCAGAGGAGAGACGCUACAAGGAGGGGCCCAGUCGGCAAUCCUUCUUACGGUGGUAUGGGAAGCAUGGGUUCUUCAGGCUAUUCUGCUCUCUCGAGAGGCUACGAGUCGCCCACUGUUGCGGCGCCAGUUGUGCGAGAUACAGGUGCAGAUGCUGCCCCAGCGUUGAGACCCUUUAAGGGAAAAGGUAUGCAGCUUGGUAAGAAGGCUCGAGGUACGGACCUGCUCGGGGCACUGACUCCCGAAUCCGCCAGCCGGGAGGAAGCUGCAGCCGCCCCCUCCCAUCGUCUCGCGCGUUCCUCAGCCGCCGCCUCAAAUGCUGUGCCUACUGCUCCUCUCGAUUCUCUUCCUCCUGUGCAAGAGGAGGCAAUCCAUGUGACUAUCAAGGAGCGUGUCUCCAUUGCGGCCACGCGCGACGGCUCCCUAUCUUCUUUAGAGGUGAAGGGAGACUUGGAGCUCAAGAUCACCGACCCAGCCUUCGCCAAAGUACGACUGCAGCUCUCGGAGCCUUCUAGCUCCUCCUACCUUGCUGACGCUGGCGAGCUUCAAUACAAGACUCACCCACACGUUGAUAAAGCUGUGUGGAGUGCAUCCAGACUCAUUACGCUCAAGGAUGUCAAUCGCCCUUUUCCCGUCAAUCAGAACCUCGGUGUCCUCAGAUGGCGUCUUACAUCAAAGGACGAAAGUCUGGUGCCCCUGAGCAUCUCAUGCUGGCCUUCAGUCAGCGGCGACGGGACGGGAGAGGUCAAUGUCGAAUUCGAGCUGGAAGCCAAAGAUUUAGUGAUGCGGAACGUGGUCAUCGCUAUCCCCUUGCCAGAGGGAGCUGGGCAGGACCUCACCGCCGAGGCUGCUGUCGGGGGGUACAGUGUGGACGAAGAGAGCGGGUUGCUCCUUUGGACGAUAGAUCAGGUUGAUGCUGCCAAUUCGAGUGGCAGUCUUGAAUUCACUGUCAGCCAGGGUGCGGAAGCGGCCGACGUUUUCUUUCCUGUCAACGUGAAUUUUGUCAGCGAGCAGACGCUCAGUGCAACGAAGGUCGAGAGCAUCUCUUCCGCAAGUGGGGACACUGUGUCCUGGUCAUCACAGCAGGUUUUGUCGGCAGACAGCUAUUCGGUCACUUGAGUAAGCUUUGGUUCGAGGUGCUGUGGCUUUGUGAUCAGCUAGGGACCCAUCAGCUUCCUUCGAGUCCUGUAAAUGAGAAAUACAUUGCUGCUUCGAUGGUACGUUCUUUGCUUCCUUUGGCGAAAGCGUGCCCUCUGGGAUCUGCAAGUCAGGUAGUGGCUGACCGUCUCUUGGGAUCGGCGGUGGAGUUGCAGCAACGAUAAGCAGGUUCCGACAUCUGCUACGUUCCUUGAGACGGACAAGUGCUCGACAGCGGCUGCACUACGGGACGAAGGUGGUGUGUGUCCAGACGGUCGCUCAGUCCCCCCUCGGCCGCUUUACGUCUUCAGAGCUGAAGCUUUUACUACUCGGCCCGACGCCAGGCGCCGUCUACUCGUGCUUC